AUGCACAGUUAUAGCGAAAAAACAGUGGAAAAAGGAAGGAUAUCGAAUGAUAAAAGAAAAAAGAAAAUUUACAUUCUGAACGGCGCAGCAGGAUCGGGAAAAGAUACUCAAUGUAAACUAGUGUCAGAAAAGUACUAUUUUCCAAUAAUUACAAUAAGUACAUUGUUAAAAGAGUAUAUUAAAGAAAAUGAACAGAUAGAGGAAAAUACAAACAUGUGUGACAAAUAUGCUUAUGAUUUAGGGGAAAAAGAAAAUGAAAAAAAAAAAAGAAAAAAGGAAGAUUUAGAAAAUAUAAAAAAAUGCAUGAAUGAUGGAUCGCUAGUUUCAGACGAUGUAGUUAUGAGAAUAUUUUUGAAUCGUUUGGAAAAAUAUUUAAAUAAUAAGGAAACGUGUUCUGGUAUAUUAAUUAAUGGAUUUCCAAGGACAUACGAACAGGCCUUACUAUUUGCAAAGAAUGACAUUGAAAUUACAAAUUUUAUUAACAUACAGGUAAAAAAAGAUACUUUAUUGAAAAGAAUAAAUAAUCGAAUGGCUGAUCCGAUAACUAACAUAAAUUAUAGUGCAGAAGGGAUAGAACUCUUUUUAAAGAAAAAAAAAGGUGCAAUUUUAACUUCAGAAGAAGAAUCCUUACUAAUUUCUCAAGGAAAAGAAUUUCAAAAUUUAAAUGAUGAAAUUAUAGACAGGUUGGUAAGGCGAGCAGAUGACAAGGAGGCUACCUUUAAUAAGAGAUUCGAUGUAUAUGAAAAAAAUAAACACAAGAUUGAGUCGCUUUUUCUCAAUGCGUGCAGAGAUGUUGAUGGGAAUGGAUCUAUCGACCAAACCUUUGCACAGAUAUGUGCCAUCAUAGGACCAGCACCCCAAGACCCUCCCACAUAA
Molecule: messenger RNA, 876 nt
Organism: Plasmodium gonderi
Lineage: Eukaryota; Apicomplexa; Aconoidasida; Haemosporida; Plasmodiidae
Product: adenylate kinase 2
Exons: 1
Coding region: 1-876 (291 amino acids)
Biological process (GO): nucleobase-containing compound metabolic process
Cellular component (GO): mitochondrion; cytoplasm
Molecular function (GO): AMP kinase activity; ATP binding
Source: RefSeq, a predicted model, not a curated record